AGCGAAUCACAUAGACCUGUGCUGGUUGGGUUAGAAAAAGGAAGGAGGGAGGGACAGGAGGAGGUGGAGAUCCUCAACUUGUGCUCGGGUCGGAGCGGCUGCUCCAGCCUCCUGCCUGUGCUCCUGGUGAGGACGCUGCGGUGAGUGUGUGUGUAAGAACGUGGUGUGUUCCGUGCGUGUGAUCGCACAGAGUGACCGAAGAUGGAGGAGAUGGAGGUUCCAAUCAUUAACAACCUCAACGACGACAGACUGAGGCCGAGGGGCAAAGAUGCGUUCAAGGAUCAGCAAAAGGAGUCCGAGAGCUCCAUGGACUCACCCAAUCUGGAGUUCGAGUAUGGAGACACGGACCAUCUCACAGCAGAGCUGUCAGAGCUCUACAGUUACACAGAGGAGCCGGAGUUUGCACUCAACAGAGACUAUUUUGAAGAGGACUUCAGGAGCCACGCCCGAGGCAGGAGGUGGAUUGAGCUGACUGUGGAGGAGCAGAGGGCGUACGUGAUGAGGCUGCUGGACGCUCUGGAGGUGACCGACAGAGACAAGAGGCUGAAGGUGGCCCGAGCCAUCCUCUACCUGGCUCAGGGAGUGUUUGACGAGUGUGACACCGAGGUGGACGUGCUCCACUGGUCCAGACACAACGUCUUUCUGCUCUACGACAUGGGCAUUUUCACCGCCCUGCUGGAGCUGCUCAGCAUGGAGAUCGACAACAGUCAGGCCUGCAGCAGUGCUGUCAGGAAACCUGCCAUCUCUCUUGCAGACAGCACAGAGCUCAGAGUCUUACUGAGCAUCAUGUACCUGAUGGUGGAGACCAUUAGAGUUCAAACUGAGGACGACCGGCCCGAGUGGACGGCAGCCAGAGAGGCGUUCAAGGCCGAGUUAGGUUCACCUCUGUACAACGGAGAACCCUUUGCCCUGCUGCUCUUCACCAUGGUGACCAAGUUCUGCAGCAUGAACGCCCCACACUUCCCCAUGAAGAAGGUGCUGCUGCUGCUCUGGAAGACCAUACUGUUCACCUUGGGAGGGUUCGAGGAGCUGCAGGAGAUGAAGAUCCGGGGCCGCGAGCGCCACAGUCUCCCUCCGCUGCCCGAGGACAGCAUCAAGGUGGUCAGAGCCAUGAGGGCAGCCUCGCCGCCGGCCUCUGCCAUGGAGCUCAUUGAGCAGCAGCAGCAGCAGAAGAGAGGCCGCCGCAGCCGUAGGAGUGCCUUUGUUGAUAGCUUGGAAGGAGACAGUCCCUUUCCCAAGAAGCAGCCUCUGGUCAAACAGGACAGCCUGGACACCUACAAUGAGCGGGACCCCUUCAAGAACGACGACGCCCGGGACGAGGAGGAGGACCCUGAAGACACGGACAGUGGCAUUGAGGGCGAGGUGGACCCCCUGGACCGUGAUGUCAUCAUCCAGCCUCCGCCUCCCCCACCUCCUUUGAGACCCCUGGCAGAGAGGGUCAACUUCCCAAAGGGCCUCCCCUGGGCCCCUAAAGUCAGGGAGAGGGACAUCGAGCACUUCCUGGAAACCAGCAGAAACAAGUUCAUCGGAUUCACUCUGGGAAACGACACAGACACCCUGGUGGGUUUACCCAGACCCAUCCACGAGAGCGUGAAGACUCUGAAACAGCACAAAUACGUUUCUAUCGCUGAAGUCCAGAUCAAGAGGGAGGAGGAGCUGCAGCAGUGUCCACUCACUCUGGGUGAGGAGGAAGUGGAGGAGACACCCACAGAGAUGCUUUACCUGGGAAUGCUUCCCAACCUGUCCCAGUAUGUGAUUGCUCUUCUGAAGCUGCUCCUGGCUGCAGCUCCAACCUCCAAAGCCAAAACUGACUCCAUCAACAUCCUGGCCGACGUGCUGCCUGAGGAGAUGCCUAUCACUGUCCUUCAGAGCAUGAAGCUGGGAAUAGACGUGAACCGACACAAGGAGAUCAUUGUUAAGGCCAUAUCUGCUCUGCUGCUCCUGCUCCUCAAGCACUUGAAGCUCAACCAUAUCUAUCAGUUUGAGAUUGUCUCCCAGCACCUGGUGUUUGCCAACUGCAUCCCACUCAUUCUGAAGUUUUUCAACCAGAACAUCAUGUCCUACAUCAGUGCCAAGAACAGCAUCUGUGUGCUGGACUUUCCUCACUGUGUGGUGCAUGAGAUGCCUGAGCUCACCGCUGAGAGUUUGGAAGCAGGAGACAACAACCAGUUCUGCUGGAGAAACUUAUUCUCCUGCAUCAACCUGCUGAGGAUCCUCAACAAGCUGACCAAGUGGAAACACUCCAGGACCAUGAUGUUGGUGGUGUUCAAGUCUGCUCCAAUCCUGAAGAGGGCGCUGAAGGUGAAGCAGGCCAUGAUGCAGCUUUAUGUUCUCAAGCUGCUGAAGAUCCAAACCAAGUAUCUGGGUCGUCAGUGGAGGAAGAGCAACAUGAAGACCAUGUCGGCCAUCUACCAAAAAGUCCGACACAGACUCAACGAUGACUGGGCUUAUGGAAAUGACAUUGACGCACGGCCCUGGGACUUCCAGGCGGAGGAGUGCGCCCUGCGUGAGAGCAUUGAGAAGUUCAACAGCCGGCGCUAUGACAAGAACAAGAACGGAGAGUUCAUGCCCGUGGACAACUGUCUCCAGAGCGUCCUCGGCCAGCGUGUGGACCUGCCCGAGGACUUCCACUACAGCUACGAGAUGUGGCUGGAGAGGGAGGUGUUUUCUCAGCCCAUCCAGUGGGAGGGGCUCCUGCAGAAUCCAUGAUGAAGGAGAGAGAGGAGAUUGGUGAGAUGGAUAAGAGAGAGGGAGACGCCGGAGGAGGGGGGGUUGGGGGUUGGGGUGAGAGGUGAUGUAGAGGUCACGCAAACUGUGGGACUGUCAGAACGGUUUAAAGAUGUGAACGUCCUCAAGGAAAUUGAAGAAGAAGGGAAGGGAGGCAGGAGGUGCAAGGAGAGAGUGAAGUGAAGCAAGUUGCCUCACAGGCCAUGCAGUGAUGGACGGAGAAGAAAACCAAGAUGGCGUCCGAACUUGGAUCAGAUAGAAGCUACACAUGCACAAGUCGCUGCAACGUGACUACGACAAAACAGGUGAGAACGGAGUUAGCUUUCUGAGAAACACCCGACGUCGCUGUACCGGAGGCUGUUUCGGCCAGUUAUACUGCCCCCUAGGUUACACAUUUUAAAUGUGUCCCCCCUUUAUGAAACACUGGUGCUACGUUAAAAUACUGAUGUUCUGUUUUUUAAGGCGUGGGGUUAGUCACAUUUAUAAUACAUGUUUUUUUUAACGGAAAUAUGUAUAUUGUAAUAAUUUUCAGUUUAUGCCUUAUUUUAAGGACUUUAUCACAGGGCUCUUUGGGUUUUGGUUUCACUGUAUGGAUUUCAGAAUUAUUUCUUAUGCAUUUUUCUAGAAGACCGGCCUUUUAAAAGAAAACCACAGGGUCAUUUUUUAUAAUCCAAACGUUUAUGUGGAGCGACAUUCUCCGACAAAAGGCACCAAAAAUAAAAAGAGAGAAAUACUGUAUACCAGCGGUACGUGUGUAGUUUGGUUGUCAGUGUGGUGGGUGUUAAAGUGGGAAAGUAAAUGACGGACAUGCAUGGAAUAUAUCUUUUGGGCACAAUAGAGACAUGCUUUGCUCAAAAGUAGAGUAUACAAGAAUUUAACCCAAAGAGAAGCACAGACGAAGUCCUUCUUUAUCAGGUCACUACAGGUGUAUGGUGGUGUGUUUAUGUGUGUAUUGUGUGUGAGUAUUUAAGAUAAGAAUGUAUUUGUUUUUGGUCAGCAAGUACACAGGAAGUACAUCGUCAUUUUCAUGUAUUUUUCCUCCUCGGUGUACAACUAGUUUUUGUGGAGACAUGAUAUAUUGAGAGUGCACAAUGAUCAUACACACAGGCAUUCAACCUGUGCUUAUACCUCCCCCUGCAGGGGAUCUACAUGAAAUGUGUUUACUGACAUUAGCCCAAAAAAAAUUCUUGUACGCUCUACUUUAACAGUUGCAUCAAAGCUAGUAUUCAUAUUGGAUUAUAAUAAAAUAAAAAAACGUAAAUGUCACCGUCACUUAUGUCAUUCCAAAAAAAAGUUGUUUUUUUUUUGCCUAAAAUCCUCCCUAAACGUGUUACCCUUGAUGUCCUCUAGGUUGCAUUCAUGUCCAAUAAAGGUCCAUUAGAUCAGAUUGUAAAGGAUUAGGAUAGCUACAACAGCACAAAAAUCACUCUGCCCCCUAGUGGUGGCCUUUCCUCUACUCGCAUGGAAGAACAGCAUAGUUGUCAAAAACGAAAUUGUCUUCAACGUAAUCCUCUUCUAAAGCACACAGAAACACAGGACAGGAGUUCAGUCUGUUGACCCCUCACCUCCAGAGGUCCGGGGUCAUCACAGUAAAAUGUUUGUACAGUCAAAUUAACAAUAAUUUUUGAACCCCGUCUGGUCCUGCUCUGUGGGAAUGUGCAUGGUACACUCUACUUGUCUGGUCCCUGACGUCUGAAGCACAAGUGGGAGAGUCGUUUUUAUCUUCUGCAUAUAAUGAAUAUUAAUUGUCUUCUUAUUUAAUAGUAAUAAAAAAUAAAUAAAAUAAAAAUGUAUGAAAAUAAUGAGUGACUGAAAUCUCAGGUUUACAGAGAUGAUAUAUUGCAACAAUUUAAACGCUUCCUUCUUGUCGUAAAGUUCACAUAUAAUACAUACACUAUAUUGUCAAAGUUGUAUAAUAAUAAUAAUAAAAUCUCUGCACAACACCUCUAAACACAGUGACUCAUUGUGAGUUGGUAUUUCUGUCCAUUGCCUCUUAGACGCAGAUGUUGUUUUUCUUUUGUAUCGUGUGCCAAACUUAAGUGCCAUCGUCUCCUUUAUUUAUUUAUUUAAAUGUCAUUGCCUCGGUUGUUAUAUUUAAGAUUAUUUUUUAUUCAAAUUACCGCUGCUGGUCUGCAAUACAGAAAUGUUAUUUUCUACCUGAAAUGUUGUACAAUCAAUGGAAAAAACACUGUUCUCCAGUGUCUGUAACUGACUUGUUUAACGUUGUGUGGUAGUUUUUUUUUUAAUAAGUUACUUGUUUUCGUUACACACGUCUACAUAUCUGUUCAGGGGUAUGUGCAAUUGCAGAUCCAUAGAGGCAUUAUUUAACAGAAUUACA
This is a messenger RNA of Cynoglossus semilaevis (tongue sole), 5065 nucleotides long. It is a transcript of the gene strip2, whose product is annotated as striatin interacting protein 2. NCBI's taxonomy places the organism in Eukaryota, Metazoa, Chordata, Actinopteri, Pleuronectiformes, Cynoglossidae. Gene Ontology annotation, cellular component: cytosol. The transcript is spliced from 22 exons. The record is from RefSeq and is a predicted model, not a curated record. Gene Ontology annotation, biological process: cytoskeleton organization. Bases 202 to 2709 code for a protein of 835 amino acids.